This is a messenger RNA of Dictyostelium discoideum AX4, 555 nucleotides long. RefSeq lists its product as hypothetical. Bases 1 to 555 code for a protein of 184 amino acids. The transcript has a single exon. The record is from RefSeq and is a predicted model, not a curated record. Lineage: Eukaryota; Evosea; Eumycetozoa; Dictyosteliales; Dictyosteliaceae.
AUGACUCAAAUUGAACCGGGUAUAAUUACAAAUACCGUAGAGUCAUUAUAUAUGAUUGGUUAUAAUCAUAAUGCAUUAACAAUUGGAUCAUUACCAAAUACUUUAAAAGAAUUGAAUCUUUCUACAAUGCAACCACAAAACUCUUAUGUUCCAGGUAUAAUUCCAGAUGGUUUAGAGGAAUUACAGAUUUCUGGUAAACUUGAAUUAUAUGUCCCACCAACAACCGCCGUUUCAAAACCAUCAAAAUAUAUUUAUCCUUUCUUUCCAAAUAUAAUACCAAAUACAUUUACAUUCUUAAUGACUGUAUUCAAAUAUUGUUUAUCAUUAACCACCGGUACAAACAAAACCUCAGCACCACCAACUAAUAAAGAUCAAGAAAAUCAAGACCAAACACCUCUUUCUGCUGAUAAAAUGAAUUCUCAAAACUCUGUGUUAUUAAUCGGUAGUAUUCCAAACUCUGUUAGAAAGAUUAAAUUAUCCCAUGGUUUUAGUCAUGAUUUACCAAUUGGUAUUAUUCCUCAUAGUGUUGAGGAUUUAGAUCUUUUCGAAAAAUAG